AAUAAUACGGACUACCAGUUACAGAAAGGGACUACCAGAUUCAGAGGUUGGGGAAGAGAAGGGGAAAAAAAGCGAAGAAGUGAGCGUCGUGGGAGGGCGGGCCACCUGUGACGGCGAAUGAGUGGAGGAGAACCUCGAGUCAGUCCCACUGUCUUUCAGUGGGUGUUUGUGAAUGUGUUUCGGCGUUUAAAGUCCACUUGGAUUAUCUUCAGCUCAAGGAAACGUACAUAUCUUUCUCUUGGAUUCAGGUUUCUUCGGUCCUCUCUGCAGCACAGUGAAGGAAGUUGCCUGCUUGCUUUCCAUUCCCAGUGAGUGUUUGUGUGAGUCCUAGGGUGAAUAUGUUUGUGUGAGGGCCUUCGCGUGUGCAUACACCCUGGUCGGAGAGUGUGUGUCUCAUGAGACGCUCUGCGGAGAUGCAGGGAGCGCAAUCCUCUGCGGUGCGGCUGCUGCUGCUGAGCUGCUGUGUGUGUGCAACAGACGGCUACCCAUUCAGAACACCCCUGGACCUGGAUGUGACUCCACGCGUCACCGUGUUGAGCAGUGGUCUCCAGGGCUGCAGACGUUUCCAGUCCUCUGCAGUCGACUACAGCACCAUGUUCCUGGAGGCUGACAGUGAGCGUCUCUACGUCGGGGCCCGGGGGGCUGUAUUCGCUCUAAAUGCCUCUGACAUUUCAGUCAGCUCUGUUCUCACUAUUGAGUGGGAAGCCUCUCCCCAGCAAAAGCUACAGUGUUUGCUCAAGGGAAAAGACAAUAAGACGGAGUGUUUUAAUCACAUCCGAUUCCUCCAGACGUUCAACUCAACUCAUCUCUACAUGUGUGGGACUCAUGCCUUCAGUCCCCUCUGUGCAUACAUAGAUAAGGAGAGGUUUGUGAUGUCAUCUCAGCCAGAAGAAGGCAAAGACAAAUGUCCCUACGGCCCGACAACAGGCUACACUGCCCUCAUCGUCGAUCAACAGAUGUAUACAGCUUCCCAGUACGAGUUUAGGAGCUUUCCAGAUAUCCGCCGCAACUCUCCGUCUCCCACACUGAAGACAGAAGAUGCUCCCACACGUUGGCUGAAUGAGGCAGACUUUGUGGGCUCGGCACUGGUGAGGGAGAGUUUGGGCAGCAGCACCGGUGAUGAUGAUAAGAUCUACUAUUUCUUCACCGAGAGGAGCCAGGAGCAGACUACAACCUACAGCCACAGCAGAGUGGCCCGAGUGGCCCGCGUUUGUAAGGGCGACCGGGGAGGCCUUUUAACUCUCCAGAAACGGUGGACGUCCUUCCUCAAGGCCAGGCUGACAUGUUCUCUGCCCGAGUACGACUUCCACUUCAACAUGCUGCGCAGCGUGUUUGUCAUGCCUGGCCUCACGCCGCAGGACACACUCUUCUACGGCAUCUUCGGCCUCGAGUGGAAAAACGUUAAGGCAUCUGCAGUGUGUCGGUUUUCUCUGUCUGAAGUCCAAGAGGCCUUUCAAGGACCCUACAUGGAGAACCAGGACUCUGGCUUUAAGUGGAAAGAAUACACUGGAAAGAUCCCUGACCCACGACCUGGAACGUGUAUAACAGACGCACUGAGGGCCAGGGGCAUAAACUUCUCCACCUCUCUGCCUGAUGAUGUGCUAAAUUUUGUCAGGAGGCAUCCUCUGAUGUCCCAGCAAGUCCAACCUUCAGACAGACGUCCCCUUUUGUUUAGGCGGACUACAGACUACACACACAUGGCCGUACACACGAUCCAAGGCUUGGAUGGAAAAACAUACCAUGUAUUGUACAUGGGCACAGAUGAAGGCUGGUUACAUAAAGCUGUAGAAAUUGAGGGUUGGCUUCACAUUAUCGAGGAACUUCAACUGUUCGAGGAACCCCAACCUGUUAACAACCUGCUGUUAUCUGAAAAACAGAUGAGUGUGUACGUGAGCUCUCCGUCAGGCGUGGUGCAGCUUCCCCUCUCUAACUGUCUCAGAUACACCUCCUGCUACGACUGUGUCUUUGCCAGGGACCCUCACUGUGCCUGGAACGGAGCCCAGUGUGUGGACAUAAUGGCACAAGAAGACAGAUCCACUUUAAUCCAAGACAUCCAGCAGGGCAGCAAAGGAUGUGAAAAUACACAAAAUGAAAUUGUUGCGCGGAGCCGCUCUGUGCGGGUGGGUGAUGACGUGCUGCUGCAGUGUGAGCUCAGCUCUAACCUGGCGACGCCCCUCUGGACUCUGGAUGGCAGCGAGUUGCAGGGCUAUGGUCUCAACUCUGGCAUCAGAACCGGCACAGACGGCCUGCUGAUCAUCGAGGCCAGGACGGACCAGAGCGGGUUGUACACCUGCUACGCUGUUGAGAACAAUAUCAAGGUUGCCAUAGUUACCUACAACAUCACCAUCCACCUGGAUCUGCCCCCUCCCCCACCUGUUGAGCCAACUCAAGACCAUUACAGUUUCUCUGCCACCCUGCCAGCACCCACUGAGCGUCCCUCCCCUGAGAGGCCGCUGCCACCACCCCCGGCCUCUCACCUCCCUCACUCAGAGCUGCUCUCCCCCAGGAACAUGGAGGCCAUGUAUCUGUCCCUUAUCACCAUCCUUGGAGGCCUGUGUGUGGUCCUUACCGUGGUGCUUGUCUAUGUGGGCGUCUGCUUGCGAGUGGGCAACAGAGGAAAGUACUCAAUACGAGCCGCAGCUUCUGCCUACCCGAACAGUAAAAGGCACAACAGGCACAGAAAACAGCACAGAAACUCCUCCCACAUGGAGCUGAAGACCAUCUCCAGCCACUGUAAUGGCAACGGCAUUUGUAAUGGAAUUUCAAAGCAGCACAACGGCGACAUCCAGGAUGGAGGCUUCCUCCAGAUUGUCCCCGGUGAGGGUCACCCAUCAUCUAAUAAGGAGCCUCCUCCCCCGGCCCCUCCUCUCCCACCAACCCCGCAACAUCCAUCACCAGAGUGUGACUUCCCCAACGGGCUGUCGGCCACGCUGCCCAGCGUCCUGAGGAGGAUGAAUGGCAACAGCUACGUGCUGCUGAGGCAGAGCGAGUCUGACAGCACUUCACCGCUCUGCUACUCCUUUGCCGAGGAGCUCAACAGGAUCUUGGAGAAGAGGAAGCACACUCAGCUGCUGCCCAGGCCGGACGAGAGUUCUGUGUAGAGAUAUAGCUCUCCCUGUGGUGGGAGGACUGCUAUGUUCUUACCUGGUGCUGAAGUGCCUCUCAUGAGACUCAUUGGACAACUAAAACAAUGAGAGAGUCUUUACAACAUUCUUUACUUUGGAUUUUUUUACAAGUCCAUACAGAGACGUUCCUGUUUUUUUAACCUAUGAGCUUCUUGUAAACCUAAAUUGCCCAUGUGCCCAAUGCAUAAUGUGAGAAUGAGAAAUGCCAGUGAAGGACCGAGUAUGAAAUGGAAACCAAGUGCAAUCUACCUCACCUAAGUCAUGCCCAGUCUGUAUUAUGAUCUGAGUAUCAGGGCUGAAAUCUCAACCACAGAAAGAUCUCUGAUCACUGACAAAGCACAAAGCGGGACAUACAGACUCCAUCGAGGAGCGGAGCCCCAUGGGAUUAUAAAUACAUGUGAAGGCUUCUGCUGUGUGGCGGCCAUAUUGGGCUCGAUUCCAGCUGGAGGGCAGCUAGCCAAAGUUUGUUUGCACUGACAAGUGCACAGAUGGCCUAUGCAUUUUUAAAACAUGACAUUCACACUUUACACAUUUUAAAGGGGGGGAUGGACGUGGUGGCCGAGAGAAUUCGGUUUGCAAUGUUUUCACUUUAAAUAUUGACUUAAACAAUUGCCAGUAACCAGCAGAAAUAAUAUACAGUAACUCCUAACAGCACAUAACAAUUUACACCAGCCAUCAUUACGAAAUGGUGAACUAAUCAUUAUUUAAUAUUAGUAUUAACCAUUAUUUGAAGUAAUUGAAGAUGUAUUAAUUAUUCCAUUGUUUUAUAUGAAUCAUUAAUGACUUAAUGUAGCUUAUUUAAUUAUUAAUGAAUGACUAUAUUAAUAAUUCAAAUAGCAAUUUACAUGUGUUUAAAAAUGGUAAGAAAUUAAAUUGACUGCCACAAUGAACAGUUUUUUGGUACUUACCUGAUAUGCAGGUAAACCUUUAACUAUUAGAAUAUUUGCACAACACAAAUAUGCAUAACUGUACUUUACAGCUGCAGCUGAGGCUCACAGUUCAUCAUAAAUGGUUAUAAAGGGUAAAGCCUUAUGUUGGCCUUUAUUUUAACAUAUAACUCAUGUCUGCACUUCCUACAGACCGGUAACAAGUGAAACAUACGUUUACAUAAACUUUAUAUGGGGACAUAUUAU
Molecule: messenger RNA, 4258 nt
Organism: Etheostoma spectabile (orangethroat darter)
Lineage: Eukaryota; Metazoa; Chordata; Actinopteri; Perciformes; Percidae
Gene: sema4ga
Product: sema domain, immunoglobulin domain (Ig), transmembrane domain (TM) and short cytoplasmic domain, (semaphorin) 4Ga
Exons: 15
Coding region: 396-3101 (901 amino acids)
Biological process (GO): semaphorin-plexin signaling pathway; positive regulation of cell migration; axon guidance
Cellular component (GO): plasma membrane
Molecular function (GO): chemorepellent activity; semaphorin receptor binding
Source: RefSeq, a predicted model, not a curated record